GGCCUCCUUAAAGUCCAGUGCUCUUAUUUGGGUUGAACCUGACCGUGAACUCAAUCAGUGUGGAGCGGAAAUCCGGACCCCGACCAAGUGGAUCCGCACGCCAGUGAUUUCUCACGGGUCCUACCGCGGACCGGCGCCACGCCUCCUCCUCCGCCGCUUAGAGCAGUCUGAGUCCAAAGAACAGAAUGAUUUUGAAGACAAUUGUAUUGUUGGCCACUGUCCUGGGAAUCAGUGGUUUCCCCAUUGAUGAUCCUGAGGAUGGAGGGAAGCACUGGAUUGUUAUUGUGGCAGGCUCAUCUGGCUGGGAUAACUACAGACACCAAGCUGACGCCUGCCAUGCAUACCAGAUUGUUCACCGAAAUGGGAUUCCUGAUGAACAGAUAAUUGUCAUGAUGUAUGAUGACAUUGCAAACAAUGAACAAAAUCCCACACAAGGUAUUAUCAUCAAUAGACCAAAUGGCACUGAUGUGUAUAAAGGGGUUCCAAAAGACUAUACAAAAGGGGAGGUCACCCCAGAAAACUUCCUUGCUGUGUUAAGAGGUGAUGCUGAAGCUGUGAAGAAUAAAGGAUCAGGGAAGGUUUUGAAUAGCGGUCCCAAGGAUCAUGUGUUCAUUUACUUCACUGAUCAUGGAGCUCCUGGACUCUUGGCUUUCCCUGAUGAUGAUCUUCAUGUAAAGGAUUUGAACAAGACCAUCCGUUAUAUGCACCAACAGAAAAAAUACAAAAAGAUGGUGUUCUACAUUGAAGCAUGUGAAUCUGGCUCAAUGAUGAACCACCUGCCUGAUGAUAUUGAUGUUUAUGCAACUACUGCUGCCAAUCCUGCUGAGUCUUCCUAUGCCUGUUACUAUGAUGAAGAGAGAAAUACUUACCUGGGUGAUUGGUAUAGUGUCAACUGGAUGGAAGAUUCAGAUGUGGAAGAUUUGACUAAAGAGACUCUGCAUAAGCAAUUUCAAUUAGUGAAAAAGCAUACCAAUACCAGCCAUGUCAUGCAGUAUGGAAACAAGACAAUCUCCCACAUGAAAGUGAUGCAGUUUCAGGGAAUAAAACACCAAGCCAGUUCUCCCAUCUCUCUGCCACCUGUGAAACACUAUGACCUCACUCCAAGCCCUGAUGUCCCCAUUGCAAUCCUGAAAAGGAAAUUAAUGGCCACUAAUGAUGCAAACGAAGCUAAGAAAAUUGUUGGUAACUUGCAGGCACAUCUACAGACUAGAACCGUUAUUCAGAAGGCUGUGCAGCAAAUUGUAUCUGUGGUGACUGCCUCCAGUGUUCAGACUGAGAAAAUGCUUUCUGAGAGAUGGCCACUCACAGCCCAUGAUUGCUACAAGGCAGCUGUGACUCAUUUCAGGACCCACUGUUUUAACUGGCACUCCGCCAUGUAUGAGUAUGCCCUUCGACAGUUAUAUGUGUUCGUCAAUCUUUGUGAAGGAGCUCAUCCAUUUGACAGAAUAAAGCUGGCCAUGGACAAAGUGUGCUUGGGCUCCUACUGAAGUCUGCCUUCCCAGUAAUGUCUAAGAACAGAUGUGAAGUUGGAAGACUGCAACUGCAUCCUUGUAGCAGGAGAGGGGCUGACAUGGUUGUACUCUUGUGAAUGCUGCUAAACCAUUCAGAAAGUCUGCAUGUGGGGGGCUGUUGCUCACUUCUCUCUGUUCCCUCACUCUUUCAGAUCUGAGUCAUUGCUGCAAAUGGUAUCUGUUUGGAUGGCCAAUGUCAUGGUUGAAAUAUUUCUGAACUUUACGUGUAACAUUUUCCAGUUUUGAAAACAGUAGCUUAACAAAGAAAGAAAUUCACUUGGUUCCCUUUAUGGUAACCUCAGUAGGCUUGACCUGUGUGGUGACAUUGCUGAAGUUCCACAAACUGUAAGAAUUGUACUUAGCGAAAUUGCAAACAUGUACUGGAAAGUUAUUUUGAUCAUGUUUCUCCAAGAUUAAUGUGUAUAUGCAUAAAAUAUGUAUGAGAUGAGUUCAGUGCCUCAAAAUAAAGAUUUACAAUUUGUUA
Dromiciops gliroides (monito del monte) is the source of this 1995-nucleotide messenger RNA. Its product is annotated as legumain-like. The record is from RefSeq and is a predicted model, not a curated record. Gene Ontology annotation, biological process: vacuolar protein processing. The coding region runs from base 186 to 1487 and encodes 433 amino acids. Gene Ontology annotation, molecular function: cysteine-type endopeptidase activity. Lineage: Eukaryota; Metazoa; Chordata; Mammalia; Microbiotheria; Microbiotheriidae. The transcript is spliced from 14 exons.